Molecule: messenger RNA, 2264 nt
Organism: Artibeus jamaicensis (Jamaican fruit-eating bat)
Lineage: Eukaryota; Metazoa; Chordata; Mammalia; Chiroptera; Phyllostomidae
Gene: CUNH11orf65
Product: chromosome unknown C11orf65 homolog
Exons: 9
Coding region: 217-1140 (307 amino acids)
Source: RefSeq, a predicted model, not a curated record
GCUGCGGUCUGCACCUAUACGCCCCCUUAAGGACGUUUCGUUUCUCCGCAGCACCCACGAGGCCGCAGCCUCCCCUGCGUUCUUGUCCGGGAUUGACCCCUUCACCUGCGCUUCACCUCGCCCUGGGUGAACGGGCGUCGCUGGGGUUGGGAAGCGCUCCCUGCCCCUCUGCCCGCGCACGGCGCCUCACUCUCCCACCUCCGGGAAGGAUUUUAAAUGUCUCGGAAACAAGCAUUGGAAUUAACAAAGAGGGAUAAAGCUGCCAGAGUCAUUCAGAAGGCCUGGAAAAGAUUCCUUAAUAUUACGGUAUUCCAACACUUUAAAAGUCUGAUUAAUAUAAGAAGACAAGGGGAACCACGUCAGAUAGUAAGAUAUAUUAAUCCUAAAGAGGCAGAGCUUCUAGAUGCUGCUGCUGGCGUUCAUGUACGGUUCAGAUUAGGUGGUGUUAAAUUUCCACCUGAAAUAUACUAUAAAAUUUUUACUGAGAGACAUAUUGAAGAUCUGUGUGCCAAUAGCCCUAGAGAUUACACAAAACUUUCAGCAAAAUAUGCAUCUCAUAUUAAAAGUGAUGAUGUUCAGGAAGAGGAUCACAGUGGAUGGUAUCAUCGUAUAGAGAACAAUGGCUGGAGACCUGUUUCUGAUAGAUUUUGGAUGUCCACUGAAGAUGUAAUGGUGGGAGACAAAAAGGAAUGCACAUUUCAUUUCUCUAAACUGAAGAGACGACAAGAUAUGGAAAAGAAAAGAAAAAUUAGAAAAAUAGAAUGGAUGAGGCAAAUGUACUACGCGGGAAGCCUGGAGGCUAAGUCAACAAAUAGUGAAACUCUAGGUUUAAUUCACACAGCAACGAAAGGGCUAAUAAGAUCUAUUGAAGAUGGUGGGAUAGAUUCUGUGAUGGAAUGGGAAGUGGAUGAAGUGCUGAACUGGACAAAUACACUGAACUUUGAUGAGUAUAUUGCCAACUGGAAGGAAAUUGCUACAAGCAACUCUUCAGCUAACUUCACAAGUUCUAGGUUGGAACAAGAACAGAGAAGAAAAUAUGACUAUACAGCUACAUCAGAGAACAUGGGAAUAUCAGAAAAUAAUUCUUACCAAAAACCAAAUGUUACUAGACUAACACCUGAUUCCACGUAUGGACUAUAAAUUAAGUCCUCUUUUAUUUUGUGAGCUUUGGCCCUUCAAACCCUGAAUCCAUCAGUUAUAAUCAAGAGAUAGUAUAUUCUGACUGGAAUGGCUUGUAUUCUUGGCACAGAAUCCACUCAAGUAAAAAUUAAACAGAAACAGAACAUUGGGCUGAAUACAGUGGUCACAGAAAAUAUAGAAAUUAUUCCCUGUACUCUGAGAAAUUGUAAUAUUCUAAAAAUUACACUUAAAUAUAUUAUACUUAGGUGCAAAAAAAUCUUUAGCUUUUUAAAAAAAGUAUCUUUUAUUUGGACAUUCAUGUCAGGCAGAAAUCCUAUUCCAUUAAAAAAGGAAAAGGAGAAAAAAGAUAAUUGGGCAGUAUAGCAAAUUCUCUUUUUAUUGGGAAAGCAAUAGGCUUACUAGAAGCCCCUGCCCUAGUCACCUUAGACAUCCUUGGACCAAACUGGGUCAGUAGGUGCCCUUUGCUAAAGAAGCUAGAAAAUCAAAAUCUGUCUUUCAGCUUCCACAGUGGGAGGAAUGGGGGACUGGAGAUGACAGUUGGUCAAGGAACAGAGUCUACCCCACCCUCCUAGUCUAAGCACCCUCUGCUGCUACCCAUCAUCACACUGUAUCUUUAAAAAUCUAUCUAUAAUCCUAAUAGACAAGAAUCUAUUUCUGGGUUCUUUAUCCUGGUCCACUGAUGUUUGUGUCUUAUCUUUAUAGCAAUUCCAUCUUCUAUUUGUUACUGUCCAUUUAGCCCAACUCUUUCAAACUUUCAUUUCAAAAUAAACUGUUUUGUCCUAUUAUAGUCCUUUGCAUUUCCAAACAAACCUUACAAUCAGACUGUUAAGUUCUUAAACAAACAAACCAAAAACCCCUGCUGGGAAUGGAUUGGAUUGCAUUGAUUCUAUAUAUGAAUUUAGGGAAGAAGUGCUCUUAGUGUAUCAAUCCAUGAACAUGGUACAUCUUCCCAUAUAUUUAGGCCUUUGGUUUCUCAGUAAUAUUUGUAAAUUUUAGUGAACAGGUACUUCAUAUAUUUUGUUAAAAUUAUGCCCAACUAGCCCAACUAGGUGUGGUUCAGUGGGUUGAGCACCAGCCUUCAAGCUGAAAGGUCACUGGUUUGAUUCUUGGUCAGGGCAUAGGGU